AUGUUUGACGUUAUCUGGAGCUUCGAACUGCAGACGGUGCAAACAGGAAUGACAAUGGAGGAGAAAAACUUUGUGCACGUUAAAGCCAGGGACCUGCAUGAUACCCAACAGCGUGAAUUGUAUUGCGCCGUCCGUGACGAUCCGGGUUAUGAGGAUUCAGAAGCUCAGAAGAUGCCUGAUCGACUACAAUCGUAA
Messenger RNA from Penicillium macrosclerotiorum, 195 nucleotides. RefSeq lists its product as uncharacterized. The record is from RefSeq and is a predicted model, not a curated record. Bases 1 to 195 code for a protein of 64 amino acids. NCBI's taxonomy places the organism in Eukaryota, Fungi, Ascomycota, Eurotiomycetes, Eurotiales, Aspergillaceae. The transcript is spliced from 2 exons.